Molecule: messenger RNA, 438 nt
Organism: Pieris macdunnoughi
Lineage: Eukaryota; Metazoa; Arthropoda; Insecta; Lepidoptera; Pieridae
Source: the annotation of a GenBank genome assembly
AUGCGAACGGCCACCUCCACCGCGAGACCGGACUUCACGUCUCGGGGCGAGGAUGCGGGAAUCGGCUUCGGCGCAAUACCCGUCACGAAAAUAAUAGGAAUAGCGAGUGCACCUCAGAAGCGCGACGCGACGCGGUCGCUCGCUGUAAGCGGCGAAUUAACAGUUGGACAAGAUAAUUUCGCGAAUGGAAGCAUAAUAAGUACAAAGAAGUUGAACAAUCAAUCGGCGAGUCGUGCAGAGCGCGGUGGUGACUGCAUUCCUACGUCCCUACCUCGUCCGCGGGUCCUCACCCCUCGUCCUUCCGGCGAUGGCCACGUGACGCGGCGAUUAGCCGCCGAGUGUGCCACCGCGACUAAAAUAGAGCACACGCAUGCUAUCUCAAAUCAUGUUCACCUUUUCUACACUCUAUUAGAACUAUUGCUAUGUCUACCAAAAUAA